Messenger RNA from Spinacia oleracea (spinach), 1417 nucleotides. Its product is annotated as transcription factor MYB53. The transcript has 4 exons. Lineage: Eukaryota; Viridiplantae; Streptophyta; Magnoliopsida; Caryophyllales; Amaranthaceae. The record is from RefSeq and is a predicted model, not a curated record. Bases 160 to 1314 code for a protein of 384 amino acids.
CUUACACAAUAACAAAGAGAUUAGGAUUUUCUAAAAAUAAACUCAAUGUCUAUAAACACCAACUACUUCAUCCUUUAGCAUAUACAACCUCAUCAACUUACAUUUGAGCUCGAAUUUACCGUGUGGAUCGGGAGAGGAGAGUACCUAGUAGAAGGAUAAAUGAUGGGGAGAUCACCGUGCUGCGAUGAAAGUGGGCUGAAGAAAGGGCCAUGGACACCGGAGGAAGACAAGAAGCUAGUUGAUUACAUUGACAGACACGGCCAUGGAAGUUGGCGAGCUCUACCAAAACUGGCUGGUUUGAACCGCUGUGGCAAGAGCUGCAGGCUCCGCUGGACCAACUACCUUCGUCCUGAUAUCAAACGCGGAAAGUUCUCUGAAGAUGAAGAACAAACCAUCAUCAACCUUCACUCUGUACUUGGCAACAAGUGGUCUGCAAUAGCAAGCCAUCUUCCAGGGAGGACGGACAACGAGAUUAAAAACUUCUGGAACACCCACCUGAAAAAGAAGCUUCUGCAGAUGGGUAUUGACCCGGUGACUCACAGGCCGAGGACAGACCUUAAUCUGCUAGCUAAUCUUCCGCAGUUACUCAUGGCUGCCAACCUCAGUAAUAGUCUCAUGAUGAACAACAGUACUGGAAAUGGGAUACCUACUUUGGAGGAUACUCUCAGGUUAUUGGAAUCCGAUGCCACCCAACUCGCGAAAUUCCACAUAUUUAACAACAUGUUGCAGGUGUUGAGCCCGAGCCCGAGCAGCAGCAGCAACCCACCUGGUGUAGCCUCUCAGAUUACUAAUCUGCUUUGUAAUUCAACCAUGCCCUUCCAAAACCAAUUGAAUGAUAAUAUAAUCAGAAUGGCUAAUUCUCAAGUGGAUAACGGGUUCACAGGUCAGUUUCCACCUUCGAAUCAUCUAGUUUCCAGCAGCUAUGAAGAAGCUCCUGCAACUCAUCAGUUUCAGCCAAAUUCCAAACAUAACCACCGCCAAAGGAGUAAUACAAGUAAUGAUCAUCAUCACAAUGAUAAACAAACGAAUGGUGAGAUUCUUACACCGGACAGUAUGAUGCCUGGUCUAGUGCCGGCCUCACCAGACCACUGCAGUGCCCUUCAAACAGAAUUCAUGAGCAACAGCAACAAGCUAAUGAACCAAAAGGAUGACGCGAUGAUGUCAUCAAAUCCUUCUUCAGCCACAACUACUGCUACUCCUUUUGGAAUGGCUGCUGCAGAUUGGACCAAUGACCUUAUAGAUGACGCUGCACACUUUUACUGGAGAGACAUCAUUGACCAAGCACCCUCCCCUUCAUGGCCUAUCUCAUCAUAGAGCAUGUAAAUUUUGUUUGAAUAUGUCCAGAGACGAAUAAUUUUCACACAGGAAGAUUUUUAAAUUAGUGUAAUUUGUAGUGUUACAUCCAGGACAAAUAUAA